Messenger RNA from Pantherophis guttatus, 1242 nucleotides. RefSeq names its product aminolevulinate dehydratase (gene ALAD). The record is from RefSeq and is a predicted model, not a curated record. Gene Ontology annotation, molecular function: porphobilinogen synthase activity; zinc ion binding. Lineage: Eukaryota; Metazoa; Chordata; Lepidosauria; Squamata; Colubridae. Gene Ontology annotation, cellular component: cytosol. Gene Ontology annotation, biological process: heme biosynthetic process.
AGGGCAGCCUCGGGGCGGGUCCGGCGUCCAGCGACCGCCAAAGGCUGGCACUCGGGAAGCUGUGCCAGCCCCGGUCAGCCGCGCGAUGCAGCCUCAGCCGCCCCUGCACAGCGGGUACUUCCACCCGGUGCUUCGCUCGUGGCAGGCGACGGCCGCCGCCCUCACCGCCCGGCAUCUCGUCUACCCGAUCUUCGUCUCGGACAGCCCGGAUGCCGUGGAGCAGAUCGCCAGCCUGCCCGGCCAAGCUCGGCACGGGGUCAACAAGCUGGAGGAGCUGCUGGGUCCCCUGGUGGCUGAUGGGCUGACGUGUGUGCUGAUCUUUGGCGUCCCAAGCCGGGCCAUGAAGGAUGAGCGCGGCUCUGCAGCCGAUGCCAAAGACACCCCUGUCAUCCAGGCCAUACAGACGAUCCGCUCUUUGUUCCCUGAGCUGCUGGUUGCGUGUGAUGUCUGCUUGUGCCCUUAUACUUCACAUGGGCACUGCGGUCUCCUUCGGCAGGACGGCACCCUUCAGAAUGAGGCCAGCUGCCGGAGACUUGCUGAGGUGGCCCUGGCCUACGCCAAGGCAGGUUGCCACAUUGUGGCCCCCUCGGAUAUGAUGGACGGGCGCAUCCAUGCAAUCAAGGAAGCCUUGGUUGCCAAUGACCUGGGCAAUAAGGUUUCAGUCUUGAGCUACAGUGCCAAAUUUGCUUCCUGCUUCUAUGGCCCUUUCAGAGACGCGGCCUUAUCCAAGCCCGCCUUUGGGGACCGGCGGUGUUACCAGCUUCCUCCAGGAUCUCGAGGAUUGGCUCUGCGGGCAGUGGACCGGGAUGUGCAGGAGGGGGCAGACAUGCUGAUGGUAAAGCCUGGGAUGCCCUACCUUGACCUCGUGCGGGAAGUGAAGGACAAACAUCCCAGCCACCCCCUGGCCGUCUACCAUGUCUCGGGAGAAUUUGCCAUGCUGUGGCAUGGGGCGCAGGCCGGGGCCUUUGACCUGAAGGCGGCAGUGAUGGAGGCCAUGGCCGGGUUCAGGCGAGCAGGAGCCGAUGUCAUCAUCACCUACUACGUGCCUCAACUUCUGCGGUGGUUGAAAGAAGGGCAGGCGUGAAGGGGGUCCCUGGCCUGGCUGCCAGGAGGGAAACAGGAAACAUGCUGGAAAGUACUGGGCGGCCGAAGGCGGGAAAGUUUUUUUUUUCUUUUACAGCUUUUGGAAGAUCUUGCUUCAAACUUGGCGUUUUAUAAAGUAAAUCAAUUCGGUUGCUCCAA